CGAUUGGUUGAUUUUCUCGUGGUCAGAUGUGUUUUUCUUCAGUGAUGAUGGUGCUGUAAAUUGAUUUCCUAUAUUUCCCUUUCUCCACGUACUUACUUUCCGCGAAUUACUCGAUAUGCUGACAUAGUUGCUAGCGAGAGUGUAGUUCGCUGAAGUGCGCGAUUUCGAGGAGGAAAAUGUGUGCAUAACCUCAAUUGCGAGUGCCAGUGUGUAGUCCCCAAAAUUGUACUUUUUUCCAUAGAACCGUUUGUUGAUUUAUCACGAGACUGAACGAGGAAUUCGACACAAUGGCAUCGUUCACGGUGUGGGAUUAUGUGGUAUUUGUGGUGAUGCUCCUGAUCUCAGCUGGAAUUGGCGUCUACUACAGGUUUACGGGUGGAAAGCAGAAGACAACAAAUGAAUACCUCUUAGCUGAUAGGAAUAUGAGCGUCUGGCCGGUGUCAUUUAGCUUGAUGGCGAGCUUCAUGAGUGCCAUCACCAUUCUGGGCGUCUCGAUGGAGAAUUAUCAGUUCGGCACACUUUUUGUCAUCAUCAACAUCUCCUACGGCCUGGCCACACCAAUAGCAUCUCAUCUCUACCUCCCAGUCUUCUACAAACUCCAAGCCGCAAGUGCCUAUGAGUAUCUUGAGAGACGCUUCGGCAGAGCCACAAGACUCUGCGCCAGUAUCGCCUACUCUCUCCAGAUGAUCCUGUACAUGGGAAUUGUCCUGUACGCUCCAGCUUUGGCCCUGGAGGCUGUCACUGGAAUGUCCAAAGUCGCUGCAAUCCUAUCGAUAGGACUUGUCUGUACUUUUUACUCCACCAUUGGUGGCAUGAAGGCUGUUCUUAUCACUGAUGUAUUCCAAUCAAUCCUCAUGUUCGCGGCUGUUUACAGCAUUAUCAUUGUUGCGGCUGUUCUUGCCGGUGGAUUUGGGGAGAUUUGGCGAGUUGCUGACGAAGGAGGGCGUUUGGAAUUCCUCAACUUCGAUCCUAAUCCCACCGUUCGGCACACCUGGUGGUCCUUGAUCAUUGGCGGAGCCUUCACUUACCUCUCCCUCUACGCUGUGAAUCAGACUCAGGUGCAGCGUCUGCUGACAGUGAGGAGUCUGAAGGCCUCUCAGGGAGCUCUGUGGCUCAACUGGCCCAUCCUCUCUCUGCUGAGCUUCAGCACAUCCUUCAGCGGUCUUGCCAUCUACUAUUACUAUGCCAAGUGCGAUCCUCUGCUGCAGGGCAGAAUCUCUUCUCGCGACCAGCUGAUGCCGAUUUUCGUGGUGGACACGAUGCACGAGUACUCAGGACUGCCCGGUCUGUUUGUUUCGGGAAUCUUCUCUGCAAGUCUCUCCACGGUUUCAGCUGCUCUCAACUCCUUAGCUGCCGUGACACUUGAAGACUACAUUAAGCCACUGUACAGGAUUAUAAAGAAAAGGCCUCUGGUGGAGUCACAAUCGACUCUGCCGUCCAAGUUAAUGGCUUGCAUCUACGGAAUAAUCUGCGUGGGGAUGGCUUUUGGGGCUCAAUCUCUUGGCGGAGUACUUCAGGCUUCACUGACAGUAUUUGGCGUUGUCGGAGGACCGCUUUUUGGCCUCUUUACUCUCGGGAUGUUCAACACUGUAGCUACUCAAAGAUCUGCGAUUACUGCUGUUCUCACGGGUUUGGCAUUCUCCAUGUGGAUAGGAUUUGGCCAGCCGAAGCCUCCUGUAAAGAUGCUGGACUUCAGUCUCGAAGGAUGCUCGGAUUCUCGCUUUAAUUCAUCCUUCUAUUCCUUUGCACCGCUCUCCGAAGCGAAAUCCGCCCGCCUGGAAGCAGCCAAUGCCAUUCCCGAUGACUCUGAGUACUUCUGGCUCUAUCGUCUCUCCUAUCUUUGGUACAGUGUCCUGGGAUUCUUGGUCACUCUGUUCGUUGGUCUUGUUUUGGCGUAUCUUCUCAGAUGGCUGAAGCUCGAGGGUGAAUCACGGAUCUACCAGGAUGGCAACAAGGAAUGUAUCAAUACAGAUCUGUUUUCCCCACCGAUUGCUUGGCAGCUGAAGAAGCGCUACGCAAAAUACAUCCAAAACGGCGGCAUUGUUGAUGUAUCCAGCACCAAAAUCAGCGAAAACACAAAAUUCUAGGAAAAAUAACUUGCUGACGAGGAGCAUGGUUUUACAAUGAAUUUAUAAUGAGUAUUACAUACUCUACUUCUAUCUUUUAGUUAAUUUAUACUUAAGCUGUUAUUUAGUUUACCUAUGAGAUUGUCUAUCAAUCACUUAGUGAGAUGUCUAGUUAUAAUUGGCUCAAAUUUUUUUUAUAGUUUUGGGGGUAUCUAGAAAAGUAUAAAUAAUUGUGCUAGCAAAUAUGAAAAGAAGUCUUCCACAAUAUACAAGAGAGUAUGUAGUUUCUGAUGGAUGUACUUAUCAAUGUAGGACAAAUGGCAUGUGAACAAGUGAUUAGAAAUACAAUGGCAUUUCCAACAAAUCAAAAUAAUUUU
Messenger RNA from Phlebotomus argentipes, 2443 nucleotides. RefSeq names its product putative sodium-dependent multivitamin transporter. Gene Ontology annotation, cellular component: membrane. Gene Ontology annotation, molecular function: symporter activity. NCBI's taxonomy places the organism in Eukaryota, Metazoa, Arthropoda, Insecta, Diptera, Psychodidae. Gene Ontology annotation, biological process: transmembrane transport; sodium ion transport. The transcript is spliced from 8 exons. The record is from RefSeq and is a predicted model, not a curated record. Bases 288 to 2087 code for a protein of 599 amino acids.